GGCAGUGCGGUGCUUCUGGACUACCGGAGCGAAAAGGCCUAACUGAGAGCCGUCUGAUGGAUCUUCUCCACGGUUCUGAAUACGUGGUUACUUAUGAAGACAAGGAUGAAGAUUGGAUGCUUGUUGGUGACGUCCCAUGGGACAUGUUCACCGAUACGUGUAGGCGAUUAAGGAUUAUGAAAGGUUCCGAAGCAAUUGGCCUAGCUCCGAGGGCCAUGGAGAAGUGCAAGAACCAAAACUAGCUCAAAAUAUCAGCAGG
Morus notabilis is the source of this 259-nucleotide messenger RNA. RefSeq names its product auxin-responsive protein IAA30-like. NCBI's taxonomy places the organism in Eukaryota, Viridiplantae, Streptophyta, Magnoliopsida, Rosales, Moraceae. Gene Ontology annotation, molecular function: protein binding. The annotation marks the transcript as partial. Gene Ontology annotation, biological process: regulation of DNA-templated transcription. Gene Ontology annotation, cellular component: nucleus. The record is from RefSeq and is a predicted model, not a curated record. The transcript has 3 exons.